AUGAGUCCCCUUGUUGACAUACUACCACGGAAACAACGAGUUAAAAGGUCACCACUUGCCGGUGAUGAGAACAGAAUUCAACCGCUGGAACUUACUGCUAAUCUGGAGUCUUCUAUGCGAGGGGAUGAUCAAGUGGAGUCAGGUUGUAGCACGGAAACAUUGGUCUCAAUGAGGUCGCAGUCAGGAAGCCGUGAAGACGUCAGUAAGAACAACGAAGGGCGAAUUGAAGUACAGGAAGUUGACGACGAAAAUGAAUCACAUUUCCAGGGCAAAAGUACUGCAGUCAUGCGGUCGCCCAAGAAGAUGGGAAAUAGUAAACCCCAAGACGGCAGCAUUUUGACCAGGGAACAUUCCAGUGCUGUCAAGCAUUUAACAAACGUCGCGGAGGGGAAGAAGAAGGUGACCGCCGAUUGUUCUUUCGCCUUCAAUACUGGUUAA
This is a messenger RNA of Dibothriocephalus latus, 438 nucleotides long. NCBI's taxonomy places the organism in Eukaryota, Metazoa, Platyhelminthes, Cestoda, Diphyllobothriidea, Diphyllobothriidae. The record is from the annotation of a GenBank genome assembly.